UGUUUGCAGAAUGACCUCAGAGGUGAGGCGAAGCAUGUGAUCACGGAGACGGCCCUAACGACAACACAGACUAUUGCAACGUAGACAUUUGUUAACAGUCGCGCAGUGCUACUACUGUAUGCUAGAUUGAGAGUAAAUUUAACUUUUUCUUAAGAGCACCAGGAAAAGAGGAAUUCUUUCAAAGUUGCCAUGGCGCCCAGAAAAGGAAAGGCGAAAAAAGGUGCGCAAACUGUGAAAGACUACUUGCUUAUCUUCGAACAAGAAAUGAAGAGGAAGGCCAAAAUGUAUGAAACCAGCACUAAACUUUGGGAGAUAAGGCUGAAGAGAGCUCAGCAGGAUUUAGCCUACCACCGGAAGGAAAUCUUGAAGAAGACAACCGAGGUUGAACAAGUAAAAAGCGCCCUAUUCCUGGAGGAGAAGUGCGGUAUUGGCGUCACCGGUUUUUGGCUAAAAGAAUUAAAAGAUAAAGAUGAGAAAAUCAAAGCGAUGGGGGAAAAGCUCAAAAAGCAAGAAGAGACUGCAGCGAAACGGAAACUUGAGUUGGAAAACGCAAGGAAGCGAGAUCUCAAAAAGUUUGAGGAACAAAUUUUGAUGAAGAAAGCCACCGAGGCUCGGAUACAGAAAAAAGUUAUUAACCUUAGAAAGCAAAUGCAAGUGUCUAAAGCAGAAUACAGAGAAAACAUAAGAAAAACAGAAAAGAAAUAUUCAGUCUUAUUGAAUGAAUCAAAGGAGAAAGAAUGGAACUUCAUAUGCAGAGAAAGUGAGAUGAAUCAGUUGAAGGCUGAGCAAGACAAAAACAUUGUCGGAUUGGAAAGUGAACUGAUCAAAAUUAAUAAGGAAAAAACAUGGCUAAUUAGAAACCUAAAAUCUGCCUUGAUUGAUUUAGAUGAGCUGAAUCAACUGGUUAAUUCACUGUCUAAGGACAAACUCUCACUGGCAGUGGACAAAAAAACUCUGACAUCAACAUUAAGGAAUAACAUUUGUGAGAUGGAGAGUCAAAAACAGAUGCUUGAUGAAGUCACGGCCGAAGCUGCUUCCCUGGAGCAGGCCCUCAAGCAACUGAAAGAAGAAACAACAGAGAAUGAAAAAAGAAACCAAGUCACCAUCCAGGCCUGUCAGGUCGAGUUGGACAAACUACAGAAAAUUAUCGCCAUGCGAGAGAAGGAGAUCUGUCAAGUGAAGCAGCUGGCGAAGACCAUUGUGGAGAAACGCAGAGAAAUGGAGGUGUUUUUCCACGAAGCCCUGGAUAACGUCCGACAGGAGAUAUUUGACGAAAGAAAGCGGCACGCAAGGGAGGCCUAUCAAGACUACUAUCAGAAAUGUAGAGACAGAGCAGAAGGAAAGGGAAAGUUCCCCCUCAUCCGCACCUUUGACCAAAGUCCCAACAGCACCAAAUCUGUGUACUCAGACAUGAAGGCAACUGGAAAUUGGCCCCAUUACCCUGACAAAGAGGUUCACAUGUCUGAUCUCACUUGGGAGCAAAAGGAAAAAGUGCUCACUCUUCUCUUUGCUAAAAUGAACGGAAAUGCAGAAUGUGCAUCAAAAUCCAGUACGAUGAGGGUUGACUGUCAUUUCCGAAGUGCAGGCUGGCUCCACCCCCGUGGUCUACAAGAAGGUGGAUUUGUGAAAGUUCUGUAGGACGCAGAGCCGCCGAACGCUGUCAAAAGUUUAAUCAAUAAAUAUAUACAUUGAAAAAAAAA
Messenger RNA from Gambusia affinis (western mosquitofish), 1700 nucleotides. RefSeq names its product basal body-orientation factor 1-like. The coding region runs from base 190 to 1638 and encodes 482 amino acids. NCBI's taxonomy places the organism in Eukaryota, Metazoa, Chordata, Actinopteri, Cyprinodontiformes, Poeciliidae. The record is from RefSeq and is a predicted model, not a curated record. The transcript has a single exon.